Messenger RNA from Aedes albopictus (Asian tiger mosquito), 2418 nucleotides. RefSeq lists its product as uncharacterized. Lineage: Eukaryota; Metazoa; Arthropoda; Insecta; Diptera; Culicidae. The transcript has 2 exons. Bases 1 to 2418 code for a protein of 805 amino acids. Gene Ontology annotation, molecular function: nucleic acid binding; zinc ion binding. The record is from RefSeq and is a predicted model, not a curated record.
AUGGCCGAAGAAGAACAGCCCAAAUACGUGAUGGGUGGAUCGUCCGGUAACGUAAAGGUCGCGAUGAAUUUCGGUUCGUUUGAUAACUACGUCGCGGGUGAUGACUUUGAAGUCUAUGAAGAAAGAAUGCUUCAGCAUUUUCUUCUGCACGACAUUCCGGAAAAUAGAAAAGUGGCGUUCCUUUUGACGCAUCUUGGAAUGGACACGUACGCCAUUCUCAAGAAAUUAUUGCAACCGGUGAAUCCAAGUACCAAAACAUACGCGGAGUUAGUGGCAGCGCUGAAGAAACAUUUCCGGCCGGAUGUGAAUAAGGUAUCAGAACGGUAUAGGUUCCAUCAAGCAGACCAAAAUGCGGGUCAGGUAGUGUCGGAAUACGUGGUCGAAUUGAAAGCUCUCGCGGAGAAAUGUGAAUUCGGUGAUUUUUUGACGGAAGCGCUCCGAGAUCGAUUCGUGUUCGGAAUCUAUGACAGCAGGCUUCGCACUCACCUGCUCAAGCAGAAAAAUCUAACCUUCGACAAGGCAGUAGAUGAAGCGCUAAACUGGGAAUUAGCCGAAAAAGAUAAUAAAGUGCGGGAAAACGUGUUCGGCGCGCACGUGGUGCGAUCCGGUAAGCAAAAUCGGGGUCGUAGCAAAAGUCGUUCGAAGUUCGGAAACAGCAAUGGCGGUCAGAAGAAUCAAUAUGGCCGGCGCAAAGUGUGUGAAAAAUGCGGUAGAGAUCAUGUAUCAGGGAAGUGUCCAGCAAGAAACUGGAAGUGUUUCGCGUGUGGUAAGCAAGGUCAUGGAGCAAAUGUGUGUUAUUCGAGAAGUGCAAGGCAGAAUCGUAGUGGUAGCCAGGAUUCGAGGAAGAACCAAACCGUAGGAACGGUUGGUGCUGGUGAAGAUUUGGCGGCAGAAAUCGCUAACCUUCGGAUGCAGCUGAAUUCGGUGAAGAACGAUGCUCUAUUAGUGCGUAGCAAAGAAGCAACGGAAACGUUAUUUGUGGACAACCGUCCGGUAGAAUUUGAAAUAGACAGUGGGGCAUGUGCAACAGUGAUCAGCGACAAUUUGUAUCGAAAGUGGUUCUCGAACCGACCGUUGUUCAGUGUAAACGAUGAUUUUUCAACUGUGACGGGACAAAAUAUCAAGGUGAUCGGAGGAUUUAGUGCAGAUGUGUCCAGAAGACAGCGUGGUCCGAGCGAGAGACUCGCGCUGGUGGUGAUCGAAAGCAACAAGGGCUUCAGACCUCUUCUGGGGCGCACGUGGAUGGACGUCCUCUGGCCAGGAUGGAGGAGUAAGUUCAAGGAAAGUAUCGUGAGUAUGAACCGUGUUGAAAAUACCCUCUUAGAUUCGAUUCGAUUGAAAUACCCCAAUGUGAUUUGUAACGAUAACACUCCAAUUCGCGAUUUUGAAGCGGAGAUUAUCAUGGAAGAUAAUGUAACUCCGAUUUUUCACGUUGCUUAUUCACCCCCUUAUCAGCAACGACCGGCUAUUGAAGCUGAGUUGAACAGAUUGUGUGAGGAGAAUAUUUUGAAGAAAGUCGCGUUCAGUAGGUGGGCUUCUCCCAUAGUUGUUGUACCCAAGUCCAAUGGCAGCUUGAGACUGUGCAUUGACUGCAAGGUGACCAUAAACCCUCAUUUGCGAUCGGAACAUUACCCGUUACCGAGAAUCGACGACAUUUUUGCCAAACUAGCAAAUUGUAACUUCUUUUGCGUGAUCGACCUACGAGGUGCGUAUCAGCAGUUAAAAGUGUCGGAGAACUCACAACAAUACCUAACGAUUAAUACACACAUAGGACUUUUUCAGUAUGUUCGUUUGCCCUUCGGCGUGGCAACUGCUCCAUCGAUCUUUCAAAGCAUCAUGGACCAGAUUUUAGGAGACAUUGAGGGAUGUGUAACGUAUUUGGAUGACGCGUUGAUAGGAGCAAGAACGUUAGAAGAGUGUAAGCAGAUUUUGGACAGAGUGUUAGAGAGAUUGAGUAGAUUUAACGUGAAGAUUAAUACCGAAAAGAGCAAGUUCUUUGUGACAUCAGUAGAUUACCUGGGUCAUACCGUUAGCCAGGACGGAAUUCGUCCUAAUCAGUCCAAAGUAACUGCAAUUGUUAAUGCACCAGCUCCGAAGAAUAUCCAAGAAUUACAGUCGUAUCUGGGUCUGUUGAAUUACUAUUCCAAGUUCAUUCCGAACAUUUCUUCAGAGUUGAGAGUUCUGUACAGAUUACUUCGUAAAGAUGUAGCGUUCAAUUGGGAUGGAGAUUGUGAAGAGUGUUUUGCGAGGAGUAAGGAGUUAAUUAUGAAGAAUAAUUUGUUGCAACUCUACGAUCCUAAUAAACCAAUCGUGGUUGCAGCGGAUGCCAGCCCUUAUGGCGUAGGCGCUGUGUUAUCUCACAUUGUAGAUGGGGAAGAGAAACCUAGACUCGGUACGGUGGGUUGUGGGUUGGAGUAG